AUGUGUGCGGCAGCUCUGGAGGAGUACUGUGGGUCCAUUUUUUGGAAUGCUUCAUAUCUGGAGCGACCAGACCCAGACCUCCCAGUAUGUGUGGAACAGACAGUUCUUGUCUGGAUACCUCUGGGCUUCCUGUGGCUCUUUGCCCCGUGGCACCUGGUGCCUCUCUUUAGAAGGCCAAAAGUAAACACAAAGCACCUGUCCAAGCUUUACAUCUGCAAACAGACUCGUAUCCUGGUGACUCAUGGCAUAAGCUUCCUGCCAUACGUGGAUGAAAUAGUGGUUUUGGAGAAUGGAGUCAUUUCUGAAGUUGGAUCCUAUGAAAACCUUCGUGCCAGUGGAGGAGCUUUUUCUAAGUUUCUCGACACAUAUGCCACUGAGCAGAACAAUCAGAGAAAUUCAGAAACAGGUGAGGGCCAGGACGCAGAAGACUUUGAGCUCAUCCCAGGUGGAGACGAUGCCCAACCUGACGGUGCUUUGGAGGACACUGUAUCACUUACACUUAAGCGAGAAAACAGCAUCCGCCGCAGCCAGCGCAAUGGCAGUGUCAGAUUAAGAAGAAAUACUUCUGUAAAAAAAUCUGCAAAUGCUGAUGAACCAAAGAAAGGCCAGAAGCUUAUAGAGAAGGAAACUAUGGAAACAGGACAGGUGAAGCUUGCAGUGUUCCUGCAGUACCUGCGAGCCAUGGGCUGGGGAUAUUCUGCCAUGUUUAGAAACCCUCCUACCUUUACUGCAGGUCUCUUAGUGUUCAUCGGCACACUGCUCCUAGCAAAUGCUUCUGUCGAUGCAUCUCGUAUCCUGCAUUCAAAACUGCUUAACAACAUCCUGCGAGUUCCCAUGGUUUUCUUUGACACCACACCUAUUGGAAGAGUGGUCAACCGCUUUGCAAAGGAUAUUUUUACUAUAGAUGAGGCCAUUCCUAAUUCCUUCCGCUCCUGGCUCCUCUGUUUUCUGGGUGUACUGGGGACACUAUUUGUCAUCUGCCUGGCAACCCCUUUCUUUGCCAUAGUCAUCAUUCCUUUGGCAGUGAUCUACUUCUUUGUACAGCGCAUUUAUGUCGCCACUUCAAGACAGCUGCGGCGACUGGACUCGGUGUCUCGCUCACCGAUAUACUCUCACUUUGGUGAGACGGUGUCCGGCCUGUCAGUGAUAAGAGCCUACAGGCAUCAAGAAAGGUUUCUUAAACACAAUGAAGUAACUAUAGAUGAAAACCUCAAAAGCGUCUACCCGUGGAUUGUGUCUAACAGAUGGCUGGCCAUACGUCUGGAGUUUGUUGGAAACCUGGUGGUUUUUUUUUCUGCUCUGUUUGCUGUCAUUUCCAGAGAUUCUAUUGACAGUGGCCUGGUUGGCUUGUCUAUAUCAUAUGCCCUUAAUGUAACCCAGACCCUCAACUGGUUGGUUAGGAUGACCUCAGAGCUGGAGACCAAUAUUGUAGCUGUGGAGAGAGUGAGUGAAUAUACUGAGCUUGAGAAUGAGGCUGACUGGGUAACUGACACUCGGCCCCCACAGCAGUGGCCAGAGGCAGGAAGAGUGAAAUUUGAGAACUACAAAGUGCGUUACAGACCCGAAUUGGAUUUAGUGCUGCAUGGAAUCACUUGUGACAUCGACAGCACUGAGAAGAUCGGUAUUGUCGGUCGCACAGGAGCUGGGAAAUCAAGUCUUACCAACUGCCUGUUUAGAAUUAUUGAAGCUGCUGAAGGUCGCAUCCGCAUUGAUGAUGUAGAUAUCGCUACAAUAGGCCUGCAUGACCUGAGAAACAGACUCACGAUUAUACCACAGGAUCCCGUUUUGUUCUCGGGGUCACUGAGGAUGAACCUGGAUCCAUUUGACAAGUUCAGCGAUGAGGAGAUUUGGAGAGCGCUGGAGCUCUCUCAUCUAAAGAGCUAUGUAUCAGGGCUGCAGGAAGGAUUACAGCAUGAAGUGGCAGAGGGAGGAGAAAACCUCAGUGUUGGGCAGAGGCAGCUGCUGUGUCUGGCUCGAGCUCUCCUGAGAAAGUCACGUAUCCUAAUUCUGGAUGAAGCCACGGCAGCUGUUGACCUGGAGACAGACAACCUGAUUCAGAACACCAUCCGCAAAGAGUUCUCAGACUGCACAGUGCUUACCAUCGCCCACCGCCUGCACAGUAUCAUGGACAGCUCUAGGGUAAUGGUGCUUGAUGCUGGAAAAGUAGUGGAAUUUGAUUCGCCGAGCAACCUGCUUGAAAAGGAAGGUCAUUUCUAUGCCAUGGCAAAAGAUGCUGGGAUAACAUUAGAAAGCAACACAAAUUUAUAAUCUCUACUUAUACUGUUUUUUUUAGGGAAGAUUUACGGCCACAAUUUUCUGUGUAUGUGUUUUAUUUGUAGGUUACAUUGUGAAGACUGGAUUUUACGUUUAUGUAAAGAAACACUGACAUAUGUAUUGUAUUUAUAGGGAAAAACAGGGAAAACAUAUUGUAUAUGUAACACAUUUUAUGUGUGAAAAAUAAAAUUUAUUU
Molecule: messenger RNA, 2470 nt
Organism: Pundamilia nyererei
Lineage: Eukaryota; Metazoa; Chordata; Actinopteri; Cichliformes; Cichlidae
Product: canalicular multispecific organic anion transporter 1
Exons: 16
Coding region: 1-2268 (755 amino acids)
Biological process (GO): transmembrane transport
Cellular component (GO): apical plasma membrane
Molecular function (GO): ATP hydrolysis activity; ATP binding; ABC-type transporter activity
Source: RefSeq, a predicted model, not a curated record